UGCACCCAAGCCAUCAAUAAACACACUGUAUAGAAAAAAGAUCCAAUAAACUGAAUGGUGAUUGAGACUAACAUACUGCCUAACUGCCUCCUUCUUUGUUCCAUGGAAGAAAGAAAGUUAAAGUGGUUUGGAACAACAUGAGGGAGUAAGCUGCAGAUGAGACAGCGGAAAUCACAGCCAGCUGUUGCACUGACACACUUCCGCAAAUGGACGCGGGUAUCAAAAAAGUGCCUCUGUCUCACCUCACGCAGAGAGAACGCAACAAAGAUCUGAAUGUGGCCGUAGCCCCGGUGCCAUCGACCUACCACGACCUCUCCUGUGUCACGCAUUGCUGAUCCCUCAUACCAAAGCUCUCUCUCUCUCUCUCUCUCUCUUUCGCUCUCUCUCCCUUCAGCAAAACAGGCUUCUUGGUAUUUUCCAUUUUGACGCUACUUUAAGGACACACAUGGGUAUCUAACACAAGCACAGACACAAGUGCUAAUAUCAAACAUCUAGUGAAGAGUUUUAUUUGUAGUGAGGAAACUGAAAAUUGAGAAUUUCUGAAGAGAAGUAAAAGUCACUUAAUUUAAUAUAUAUGCUUUUACUGAUGCUGAUCUUCACCUUUAGGCCUUAGGAUUCUGACAAGAGGGGGUUAAAUGCUUUGCAUUCAAUGCACAAUUGUAAAUGAAUCAAUUGUAGUGAUGUCACAAUGUUACUUUCAAACUUUUAAAAGUAUGCUUUUGCUUUUAUGCGUUUGCUACAUGUAUGUGAGUAACAAAGAACAUCUAAUAAUUAGGCCUGUCCACUUUUAAGAAGUAUAUUCAUAUGCUUAUUUUAAAAAAGUGUUUCGAAUGAGAUAAAAUAAAGCAAUUUCCCAGGGGAAAAAAGUCUGUUUUCUCCAUCAAGUGAGACAAGAAUAUCAGAUUACAAACUGACAGAUGAUGCAUCAUGGUAUCAGCUAUCAGAAUUCUGUGAAAUUCAUUGCUUUCAGUUCUGAGCACUGAUACAAAGGUCAUCACUUUCAUGAUGGAUUCAGUCAAUUUUAGAAUUAAAGUGAUAUAUCAUUCAAAAAUUACAAUUCUGUCAUUAUUUAAUCACCCAUAUGUGGUUCCAAACCCAUAUGCCAUUCUUUGUUUUUUUUUUUUUUCAUGGAACACGAGGAGAAAUUCUUAGAAAUGUUUAUGCUGCUGUUUUUCUACACAAUGACUGCUGGGGCUGUCAGUCAAUAACAAACUGCCAAACAUCUCCUUUUGUAAAGAAAAUCAUACUGGUUUGGAAUUACAUACAAGCGAGUGGUGUAAAUCUCUAAACAUCUGCAUAAUUCCAGAGUCAAUUUCUAUCAGCAUCAUCCAAUGUCAGUUUCUUAUCCUCACAUUUUUUUUUUUUUAGAAAAAUCUGAGGUCAAGCUCAGAAUGGCAUGAAGUUUCAGGGCCAGUCUCAUGCGCUGGAUCUAGAGCUGUCAAUAUUGCAUCACUUUUGGAUUUUUGAGAGGCUCAAGUUUUAAUAAUAAUAAUAAUAAUAAUAAUAAUACAUUUAUUUAAAGCUACACUAUGUAACUUCUGGCCCUCUAGCUGUUAAAAAAUAAAACUGCAUGCAUCUUGCGGAAGAACAUUGUUUUGGUUGUGCUUCGGCUCUGCGUGGAUGAAUGUGGUUCGAGGCAUCGGUGUACACAUGGAUACAGGACAUCGUAUCACAGCGAAUGGACAAAUAAAUUAAGAAAGAAGGGAAAAGACGGAUAUCCGAAAACAUGUCAUCUGAGCAGUUUACAGGUUGGAAAGAUGUGGAUGAGGGCUGAAAUCUAGAGUCAAGGGCAUUGGGAUCUACCUGCCAUUGGCUGACCAGAUUGCUCAUUAAGGGGAGGCUACACCCUCACCUGGGAUCUGAGCAGACUAAGAGCGCUGCCAGGCUCCUCCUUUCGCCAGCCCCCGUCCCCUCCCCAACCCCGCCCCCUUUCCCACGCACACACCCCGGGGCUGGACCAUGUCUGGCGGACAGUCGGAGGGCAACCGGACACCCAAGGCCCAGGACAAGGAUCAGGACCAGGACAAACGUAGCUGCCGGGAGGACAGCCCAGUCAUCGAACGCCGCAACCGGAGCGGCAUCAUCAGCGAGCCCCUCAGCAAGAGCUUGAAGAGGUCUCGCACCCUCUCGCAGUACACUGCCGCCCACCCACAAACCGCCAAUGGACUGAAACACAACGGCCAGGCCAAGAACCACGCGGACAAGCCCCAGCCCGCCCAGCAGCAGCAGCAGCCGCCUUCCGCCUCGGCCUUGGUGCCGAGCAAGCUGGACCGGACCCUGGAGCAGGUGCUGGAGGGACAGAACGGCCUGUUGCACUUUGCCCAGGCAGCUGCGCUGCUUAAGCGGGCGGGCAUGGAGCACAUGCUUCUACCAGGGGGAAUGGGCGUGGGUGGGGUGGGGGGUGAGGUGGGAUCGGUUGACCUGGAGGGGGCGUCGGUGGCCGACACAGUCGGGGGUCACACAGACUUCCCGUAUGGCAUGGGCGGAGGCUUCCCCUUCAAUCCGGGCCUCUUCAUCAUGACGCCUGCCGGAGUCUUCCUCGCUGACAGUGCACUGCACAUGGCCGGCUUGACGGAGUACCCUGUGCAAAGUGAGCUGGCCUCUGCCAUUAGCUCCGGGAAGAAGAAGAGGAAACGCUGUGGCAUGUGCCCACCUUGCCGGCGCAGGAUUAACUGCGAGCAGUGCAGCAGUUGCCGGAACCGCAAGACGGGCCACCAGAUCUGCAAGUUCCGCAAGUGCGAGGAGCUCAAGAAGAAACCGUCUGCAGCACUGGAGAAGGUGAUAAUGCCGACGGGCGCGGCGUUCCGGUGGUUCCAGUAAGACUGUGACCUCUGAUCUCCACCCAAAGCUCUGCCAUCAAGUGCAAUGCCAACUCUCGCUUGGAUCAUCAUCUCGGGCACCAACACUGGCUGACAAACACAAACUACAUGAAAAAAGAGAGAAACACAAGAAAACUAUAUAUAAAAAAAUUCAUCACAAGAUACAGAACAAUACAGCAACAAUACAAAAAGAAUCAAACAAGUAAUGGAUGCACCUACUUAUUCCUUGAACCAAAAAUUAAACAUAAAUAAAAAUAUCUAUGGCAACUUUCAUUCCCUUUUAUAUGUUUCCAUUUUGGUACCUUUUGUCCCUUUUUCCAGCAGAUUUUUUUCUGUGGCUUAGACGUGGGAACUGUUCAUUGACAAACAGAAAUGGCGGACUCAGUGUGGACAAUCAACAAAAUUUCUGUGUUUGGUGUUAAUGUUGUUCACGUGUGAAAAGAUACAGUACUUGUGUAGAGAAUGUAAAUUUUAUGGCUAUAUUUUAAAAUUAGUGGCUAAUGGCAAGCACUAUUGUAAUUUAGGACCAUCGUUCUUACUUAAAAAAAACUCUUUAUUUUAUGAUUGUUUUCUUUUGUUUUUAGUUUGAUUUAAAUUUAUAGUUUUGAAAACUGAUCAAUGUCUGUCUUUCAAGGGAAAAGUAAAUAUUCAGAAAUCUACAAAUCUAGUUUUCUGAAUGAAUUGAACAGGAACAAAUAUGUAUUAAAAAAACCCUACUCCAGCGACAGUGAAACAUAAAAAUGCCAUUCUUUCUGUAGGGUUGUUACUACUGGAAGCUCCAAAUGUAACAUUUCGGUUAAUCUGUUUUACUGCACUGACAGCCUUUUAUUGUACUAUGUCAGAUUGCAUAAUAUCACAUCAUGUUACAUCACGUGAUAUCACGUUACAUAGGAAUCUGUGAUUUCACGUGAUGUUACAUUAUAUUACGGAUUGUCAGAUUAUUGUGUUCUCAGUGUACUGGUCUGAUUUUAUACGGAGCUCUCUACAGCAAUUGCUCGGCUCAAUUGAAUGCACUGAAUGAAAGAACUUCUUUUUUUUUCAUGACAUUUCCGGUAGCGUAAUCUUUUAAAAAAGAGCAGCAAUGUUUGUAUUGGAUUAGAACUAUGGGCUGGUUUUGUGAAUAAAAACAAAUGCAUGUAUUUGUGUCAAAGAUUUACAGCUCUGAUGUCUGUCUAUUUGCAUGUUUUUAAGAAACAGCAACAAACGUACAAAAAAAAAUAUAUAACAAUAUGGAAAUGUUCGCAAAUCCUAUAGGUUGUUCCAAACCGUAAAAUAAAAAGCUAUGGGACAAGAUAUUUCAUUUGGAGAUCAA
Messenger RNA from Myxocyprinus asiaticus (Chinese sucker), 4131 nucleotides. Its product is annotated as CXXC-type zinc finger protein 5-like. The coding region runs from base 1960 to 2820 and encodes 286 amino acids. NCBI's taxonomy places the organism in Eukaryota, Metazoa, Chordata, Actinopteri, Cypriniformes, Catostomidae. The record is from RefSeq and is a predicted model, not a curated record. Gene Ontology annotation, cellular component: nucleus. The transcript is spliced from 5 exons. Gene Ontology annotation, molecular function: methyl-CpG binding; zinc ion binding.